CCCGUGUGUGGGCAGUUAUAAGAGAACUUGGUGUUGCUUCAGACUCUCAGUUUGUCGUUGGUCACUUCUCAUGUUUUCCGUUUGCCUCACGGUCAAAUAACCGUUAGUUGGCGAUGUUCCGUCGGAAAGACCGAGGCAGGACCUGAAGAACUACAGCCAGCAGUUCGUGUCCACAAAACCAGCAGUUACUGGGUACAAGCGAAUCCCGGAACUUGAGACGGGAGGAACCGAGCUAACGUUAGCUAGCUUUUUGUUGACAGUGUGCUUUGCUGUCAAACCAGAAGCUCCGCUAAAGUCGCCGCAGGUAGACAGAUAACCGCUCCCAGACCUCACCGCUAGCAGCCAGGCUGACUUUUAUUGGAGCCGAAAUUCGUUUGAAGUUUCUUUCACUUUUAACCACUUGUGGAUCUUGAAGAUGGCAUCAAGAGGAAGCUUCACGGGUCCUCCGAUGAAUCCCAGUGUGAGCCCCAUGAACGUCGGGCACGCUGCGGGCAUGAGGAUGCCAGGAAUGCCGCAACCUCCGGCUGGUUACCCCCGGAGCAUGAACACCACACCCCAAUACCCCUCGCGUCCAGGGAUGCCACCCAGUAGAGUGGGGGGCCCCAUGGGGUCAAUGGGGGGUCAGCUGCCAGGCCCCUCCUAUGGUGGCGGUAACAUUCCCAUGAGGCCAGGCAUGGGACACCCGAGCAUGGACGCCUCAAGGAAGCGCUUUCUUCAUCAGCAGCAUCAACAACAGCAAGAGGCGCUGGGAGGCCUCAGACGAGGACCAAAAAGACGCAAGAUGGCUGACAAGGUUCUGCCACAGAGGAUCCGUGACCUGGUCCCAGAGUCCCAGGCCUACAUGGACCUGCUGGCCUUUGAGAGGAAGCUGGAUCAAACCAUCGCCAGAAAGCGUAUGGAGAUUCAGGAGGCCAUCAAGAAGCCUAUUAUGCAAAAGCGCAAGCUCAGGAUCUACAUUUCCAACACUUACACUCCCAGCAAGCCUGAGGGUGAGGAGGCGGAGAAGGUGUCCUCCUGGGAACUGAGAGUGGAAGGCAAACUCCUGGAGGAACCGGGCAAGCAGAAGAGGAAGUUCUCAUCUUUCUUCAAAAGCCUGGUGAUUGAGCUCGAUAAGGAGCUCUAUGGACCUGACAAUCACUUAGUAGAGUGGCACAGAAUGCCCACCACUCAGGAGACAGAUGGUUUCCAAGUGAAAAGGCCCGGUGACGUGAAUGUGAAAUGCACCCUUCUGCUCAUGCUCGAUCACCAGCCCCCUCAGUACAAACUGGACCCACGACUGGCUCGCCUUCUGGGUGUGCACACACAGACACGAGCCAGCAUCAUGCAAGCUCUCUGGCUCUACAUCAAGAACAACAAGCUGCAGGACAGUCACGAGAAGGAGUACAUCAAUUGCAACCGCUAUUUCAGACAGAUCUUCGGCUGUCCACGAAUGAGGUUCUCUGAGAUUCCCAUGAAGCUGGCGGGCCUGCUGCAGCACCCUGAUCCCAUUAUUAUCAAUCACAUCAUUAGUGUGGAUCCCACAGAUCAGAAAAAGACAGCAUGUUAUGACAUCGAUGUGGAGGUGGACGACCCACUGAAAGGCCAGAUGAACAGCUUUCUGUCCUCUACAACCAACCAACAGGAAAUUGCUGCACUUGAGAUGAAGAUUCAUGAAACCAUCGAGUACAUUAACCAGCUGAAGACUGAGAGAGACUUCAUGCUGAGCUUCAGCAAUAAUCCACAAGAGUUCAUCCAGGACUGGCUGAAGUCUCAGAGCAGAGAUCUGAAGUUGAUGACAGAUGUGACUGGAAACCCAGAAGAAGAGAGGAGGACUGAGUUCUACCAGGCACCGUGGGUCCCAGAGGCAGUGGGACGAUACAUUUAUUCAAAGGUGCAGCAGAGAAGACAAGAGUUGGAGCAAGUGUUGGGUAUCCGACUCACCUAAAAACAUAUUCCAGAGCCAACUCAAUACUCAGCAGAUGAUAAUGUGUGCUCAAGUGAAACUGGAAGGAAACAAGCUAACAUUGCAGUGUAAAUGUCCAUGAAGCCAUCCUCACAUAAUGAGUAUACAGGACCAAACUGAUGAUUUAAACGUCCUUUAUAGUACGCUUGCCUUGCAUUGUCUGUCAGUUUGAGCCUGUUUAAAUAACCUUUGUCUCUUUGUGCAACAUGUUUCGCUUAUGGUACAAAAUGCUUAAAACUGUUUAAGCACUGGUGCUGUUCAGAUGUUUUUUUACUAUCACCUUGUGUGCUAUUUUUGAAAAGGGGCCUGUUUACCUUCACUUUUAUAAGCCAUAACCUUGAGAUGGAGACAAUGUCUGAUGUCUGUGAACAAGAAAUGGGAGGCAUUGUAGGAUAAAAUAUAUAUAUAUAUAUAUAUAUAUGUAUUCAUGCUUAAGCACAUUUUACAGCAGAAAUAUUGAUUAUAUUCUUUAAAAAACAUGGGAAUGAAAAGUCUAAAUGUCUUAUGGAUUGAUAGAAGCUAGAAAUGGCUUUUUAUGCCAACAAUAAUUUUACAAGUUGAGGUGCUGUUUUUUUGUUUUAUGUAAUUUGAAAUGAAACGCCUGCUAUGUAAAAGAGCAGGAAUUCCAAGAGAGCUCUACUCUGGGAAAGAUUGAGUUCCUUGUCUGUACAAAGACUAGUCCACUCGGUCCAGCUGUAAUUCUUCGACUCUUUUUUUUGUUCUUUUUGAAUGUUUACAAGCUGUUUUCUUUUGUUGUUUUGAUGUUUUAUUAUUUUAAUUCCAGGGCGAUGAACUGUGGCAGACUUUCUAAACUGCAGGGAACCUUACUUCCCCAAAAAGGUUAACUGAUAUUAAUAAAAAUUUUAAAAAAAGAAAAAAGGAAAUGCAACUGUAGUUAGUCAGCUCAACAAAGUGCCAAAUUGUUGUGUAGCUUUUAUUUGUUCUCUUUUCAUUGAAUUUGUCAUCUUGAAACAUUCCAUGUUAAGAUUGUGCCAAAAUGUUUUUUUUUUUUUGUAUGUGUGAGAAAGGCACAUAAAUUUGAGAAAUACUGUGUACAAAUGAUUUUAAUUUUUUGUACAGCCUCUUUGUAAAAUGUUUGCAUGUUGUGUAUCAAUCAAAAGCCUUUAUCUUUUAUACAUUUGGAGUAUUUUUUACAAUAAAUGUGCUUACAAAUGUU
Molecule: messenger RNA, 3119 nt
Organism: Amphiprion ocellaris (clown anemonefish)
Lineage: Eukaryota; Metazoa; Chordata; Actinopteri; Pomacentridae
Gene: smarcd2
Product: SWI/SNF related, matrix associated, actin dependent regulator of chromatin, subfamily d, member 2
Exons: 13
Coding region: 416-1924 (502 amino acids)
Biological process (GO): regulation of transcription by RNA polymerase II
Cellular component (GO): SWI/SNF complex; nucleus
Source: RefSeq, a predicted model, not a curated record